AUGCAGGACCAGUGUCAGGUGGCCUCCAGGCACAUCCCCUGCAGAGUAAGGAGAGGUUCCAAGGAAGCCUGUCAGCAGGCUGAUUGCUGCUAUGACAACAGCAGGGUUCCCCGUUACUAUGGUAACAUAGCAACUGUCCAGUGCUUCACUGGACAGUUAGAGCAGCAAAGUGGCCACUUUGUCCUGGCGGUAUCCCAAGAAACAGCCUUGGCACAUGGGAUCACGCUGGCCCAUAUCCACAUGCUCUAGACCCCCUCCAGCUGCUCCCAGACGGAGCUGGGGUCUUUCGUGUUCUUCCACUUCCUGCUUAUCCACUGUGGGACCACAGUCCAGGUGGCUGGCAACCAGCUUGUCCUUGAGAACCAGCUGGUGUCUGACCUUGAUGUGAAUGGGCCACAGGGCUCCAUCAUGCAGGAUGGCACCUUCAGGCUUCACCUGUGCUGCAUCUUCAAUGCCAGUGGCUUACUGCUGCUCCAGGUGUCCAUCUUUCCACGGCCCCCACCAGCCCCCGUGUCACCAUCCGGCCCCUGUUUAUAGGCCCCUCGCCCUACAGAUGAGACUUUCUGCUCCUACUAAGAGGAAAGGGACUACCCCAACAUUAGGCUGCCCUGCAAGCCUGUCCCUGUGGGAGUCUGGCUCCAGAGCACAGACCCCAGUCUGGUCCUGCUGCUGCACCAGUGCUGGGCCUCUGCCGGUGCCUGCCCCUUCCAGCAGCCUCAGUGGCCCAUCCUAUCAGACAGAUGAGUGGCAGGGGAUGUUUCUGCUGCCCCAGGGUGUCCUUUUGACAGGAACAGCUACAGGACCCAAGUGGUACCCUUGGACAGGGCAGAGGUGUCCUUCUCCUCCCACUGCCAGUGCUGCACUGUGACCACCUUCGCCCUCCCAGACCCUGGUUCCCAGAGGACCCUCAGGAGAUGUUUACUUCUGCAGCCCCUCAGACUGCUCCUGCUCAGGUCUGGAGACCUGGUCCAUGAUGUGCUGCUUGGGGCCUGCAAGUGCCAGGGCUGUGUGCUGCCAGGGGACACUCAGCCAUAG
This is a messenger RNA of Nyctereutes procyonoides (raccoon dog), 1035 nucleotides long. RefSeq names its product zona pellucida glycoprotein 1 (gene ZP1). Gene Ontology annotation, molecular function: structural constituent of egg coat; acrosin binding. Gene Ontology annotation, cellular component: egg coat. The record is from RefSeq and is a predicted model, not a curated record. Gene Ontology annotation, biological process: prevention of polyspermy; binding of sperm to zona pellucida. NCBI's taxonomy places the organism in Eukaryota, Metazoa, Chordata, Mammalia, Carnivora, Canidae.